This is a messenger RNA of Beta vulgaris subsp. vulgaris (sugar beet), 573 nucleotides long. Its product is annotated as flavonoid-6-hydroxylase-like. The coding region runs from base 1 to 573 and encodes 190 amino acids. Gene Ontology annotation, molecular function: monooxygenase activity; oxidoreductase activity, acting on paired donors, with incorporation or reduction of molecular oxygen; heme binding. The record is from RefSeq and is a predicted model, not a curated record. NCBI's taxonomy places the organism in Eukaryota, Viridiplantae, Streptophyta, Magnoliopsida, Caryophyllales, Amaranthaceae. The transcript has 2 exons. Gene Ontology annotation, biological process: defense response to other organism.
AUGGCAAAAGAGUGCUUAGGCACGAGUGAUAGAGUAUACUUAAACCGGCCUCACAAAAUCAUUGUAAAACAUCUGGCUUCCAACUCUGGCAUGUUGGGCUUCAGCCAAUAUGGCCAUUACUGGCGCGAGAUUCGUGUUGGGUUCAGCCAAUACGGCCAGUACUGGCGCGAGAUUUGUGAGACCACCACCAUCAAACUUCUGUCAAAUCAUCAGGUAGAUAUGUUUAAAAAUGUCAGGAUCUCAGAGAUAAGAUUAGCCAUAAAGAGAGUAUCAGGUGCAGGGUCUGAAUCAGUUGACAUGAAAGAAUGGUUUAAUAAUGUAAGCUUGAAUAGUAUAGUAAGAUUAGUUUCAGGCAACUCGUUGAAGAAAAAUUGCAAAGGUGAGGAAUACAAUAGAUGUGUAAAAGCAAUCAGGGAUUUCUUUGAACUGGCAGCCGCGUUCGUCCCUGCUGAUGCAGUUCCAGCUUUGAGGUGGUUGAACAUGCAGGGACAGAGAAAGCCUUCCAAAUCUGAACCAGAUACAAUUAUCAGAGCCACUUGCAUGGUAAUCGCUUCUACAUGUUUGUCGAAUUAA